AUGCUCCUGAAUACUGUGCACUUGCAGCUCUACUCCUCGAUUCGCCACGUAUACUCAGAACACCUUGUGCAUCUGUCAUUUUUUGGUCUUUCUCCCGAGACUAUCGCGUCACAAAAAUCAUCACAAAUAUUGCUCACUCCCCCCGACAAUCUGAACACUUUACAACCCUUUACUCGGCAUAUCGUUGCUGUAGGAGAUCUUCAUGGAGAUUUGCCUAAUGCUCUACGUGUCUUGAGAUUCUCUAAAGUCAUAGACAAUGUAGGAAACUGGUCAGGAGCUGUUGAUUUUUUUGUGCAAACGGGGGACAUUAUCGACCGCGGAGAUGACACGAUAAAACUCUUCAAGUUGAUGGAAAAGUUGCGAAGUCAAGCUCCCAAAACUGGAGGCGUCGUUAUCUCUCAUCUAGGAAAUCAUGAGUGGAUGAACGCCAUUGGUGACUGGAGAUAUGUAUAUCCGUCAGAGAUCAAGACCUUUGGCACUGUUGAAGCCCGCCAGCGCAUGAUCUCUACUGGAAGCAUUGGACGUGCUUGGGCAAACAAUUACACGGUCGCUUCCCGUCUGCCGCUACAUCCUUAUCUGGGGCCGCCCAAUACUCCCUACCCUCCAAGCGGUCCACUAUCUCAUGCCGCAUUAUCAUUCGUGCACGGUGGUUUGUCUCCAACGUACGAGGCACUCGUUCCGUUCCCAGAGAAGAUCAACGAAUUAGGCACGUCGUUGUUAAGGAAGCUGCAGCGGAGGGAACAGCCACCUCCACAUCCACCGCAUCCGUAUCCGGGCUUACCUCCGAGCGCUACUGGUGAAGAGCACGAACUAUACGACGCUAACGGGCCUCUGUGGUAUCGCGGAUGGGCUCUUGAACCCGAAGAGAAGGUUUGUGAAGAUGUUGAAAAAGUCCUGAAAGCGACGGGGACCCGAAGGAUGAUCAUGGGUCAUACUCCAGACUUCCAUAACAUUGUUUCUCGAUGUAACGGCAAGAUUAUCAUCAUAGACACAGGAAUUUCGCAUGCCUAUGGCGGUGUGCUUUCAGCACUGUCAAUACAUUACACCUUCACGCCUGUCUUUGACCCCGAAAAUACAGGUGCGAAACAGAUAUGGCUGGAGCGCGAGGUCGUCAGCGCGCUUUACGAGGAGCACCAGGAGGUUAUUGCUGAUGAGCAGAGGGUGGUCGUGGGUGAUUUUGUAGCAUAG
Molecule: messenger RNA, 1188 nt
Organism: Lentinula edodes (shiitake mushroom)
Lineage: Eukaryota; Fungi; Basidiomycota; Agaricomycetes; Agaricales; Omphalotaceae
Product: Metallo-dependent phosphatase-like protein
Exons: 5
Coding region: 1-1188 (395 amino acids)
Molecular function (GO): hydrolase activity
Source: RefSeq, a predicted model, not a curated record